Messenger RNA from Phoenix dactylifera (date palm), 827 nucleotides. The record is from RefSeq and is a predicted model, not a curated record. Lineage: Eukaryota; Viridiplantae; Streptophyta; Magnoliopsida; Arecales; Arecaceae.
AAGGAUCAACCACGGCGCCCCCUCCGUUUUAAACACUCCUUCGUUUCCUCACUUGUCUCUCGUCCUUCUUCCUCUCCGUUUCAUCAGAGUUUGAGUUGCAUAACCCAUCGAUCAUGGCUGCUGAAGCGAGCGCCAGCGCGGCGGUGGAGGCCCCAAAGACGGUCGUGCUCAAGAGUUCCGACGGCGAGGAAUUCGAGGUGGAGUCGGUCGUGGCGAUCCAGUCGGAGAUGAUCAAGAACAUGAUCGAGGACGGGUGCGCGGAGAGCAGCGUGCCGCUCCCCAACGUCGUCGGCUCGGUGCUCGCGAAGGUGGUGGAGUACUGGAAUCGGCACGGCAGCCGAAAGGCUGAUGGGGCGGCGGAGGGAGAGGCGAAGGAGCUGACGGAGUGGGAGAAGGAGUUCGUGAAGGUGGAGAAGGAGGAGCUGUUCGAGCUGAUCAAUGCGGCCAACUUCCUCAGCACCAAGCCGCUGCUCGACCUCUGCUGCCAGGCCGUGGCCGACACCAUCAAAGACAUGGCCGUCGAGGACGUCCGGGACUACUUCGGCAUCGAGAGUGACUUCACUCCCGAAGAGGAGGCCAAGAUAAGGCACGACAUCAGUUGGGCCUUUGAGUGAUUCCUUCUACCUUCUUUAGACCGCCUCGAUCUGCUCGCAACUGCGCGAGCUUUCUGGAGCCAAGCAAGUGCAGACACAUACCGUCUAUUUCUCGGUGUCUGCUCCUCUUUUAAAGCAAACAGGUAACAUGCUAUAAUCUAGAAUCAUCAUAACAUUAAUUCAAGUUUGAAAAAUAUAUGUGUGGAUGGUAUAUUCAAUACGAUUCUUUAAUCA